GCAACCUGAAAAUCAAACCUCUUCCCCAGCAGACAAGGUUGGCUGGUGAUUGGUGAAUGCCCCACUUACAACAAACUACACAAAGCGCUGUUACACCUACCGCUGCCUCCAUAUCUUUUUCUUCACAGUAGCUUUUCGAAAAAGAAAGUAAAAUCUUCAGAGAAAAGGUAGAGAAAGAGCGGUAGGAGAAUCUUGUAGACGCAGAAGAAAUGGCCCAAGUGAGCAAAAUCUGCAAUGGGGCUCUAAAUAAUUGUAGUCUCCCCAAUCUCUCGAAACCCCAAAGACCCAAAUACUUAUCUUCAAUUUCAUUUAGAUCACAACUUCAGGGGUCUUCACUUUCAUGGGCUUUAAAGCAGUGUCAAAGGAAGGCUGACUAUGAAGUUGGUACAGUUAAGAUGAUCCCUGUUAGAGUUUCAGCUUCAGUAGCCGCAGCGGAGAAGCCUUCAACAGCACCAGAGAUAGUCUUGCAACCCAUUAAAGAAAUCUCCGGUACCGUCAACUUGCCGGGUUCCAAGUCUCUAUCCAAUCGGAUUCUCCUUCUCGCAGCUCUUUCUGAGGGUAUAACUGUUGUUGACAACUUGCUGAACAGUGAUGAUGUUCGUUACAUGCUUGGUGCACUGAGAACGCUUGGGUUGCAUGUGGAAGACAAUAGUGAACUCAAACAAGCCAUUGUGGAAGGUUGUGGCGGUCAUUUUCCAGUGGGUAAAGAAUCAAAAGAUGACCUUGAACUUUUCCUUGGAAAUGCAGGAACAGCAAUGCGUCCAUUGACUGCUGCUGUUACGGCAGCAGGUGGAAAUUCAAGCUACAUACUUGAUGGGGUCCCACGAAUGCGAGAGAGACCAAUUGGAGAUUUGGUUGCUGGUCUUAAGCAGCUUGGUGCAGAUGUUGAAUGUUCUCCUACUAACUGCCCCCCAGUUCGUGUAAAUGGAAAGGGAGGCCUUCCUGGGGGGAAGGUUAAGCUCUCUGGUUCAAUUAGCAGUCAAUACUUGACUGCUUUGCUCAUGGCAGCUCCUUUGGCUCUUGGAGAUGUAGAAAUUGAGAUUAUUGAUAAAUUGAUAUCCAUUCCUUAUGUUGAUAUGACUUUGAAGUUAAUGGAACGAUUCGGAGUCACUGCAGAACACAGUGGUAGCUGGGAUCGUUUCUUCAUUCGUGGGGGUCAAAAGUACAAAUCUCCUGGAAAAGCUUUUGUUGAAGGUGAUGCUUCGAGUGCCAGUUAUUUCCUGGCUGGUGCAGCAAUCACUGGUGGAACCAUCACUGUUGAAGGUUGUGGAACAAGUAGUUUGCAGGGGGAUGUAAGGUUUGCUGAAGUGCUUGACAAAAUGGGAGCAAAAGUCACCUGGACAGAGAACAGUGUUACUGUGACUGGACCACCACGCAAUUCUCCUAUUAAAAAGCACUUGCGAGCUAUUGAUGUCAACAUGAACAAAAUGCCAGAUGUUGCUAUGACAUUGGCCGUGGUUGCACUUUUUGCUGAUGGCCCUACUGCCAUAAGAGACGUGGCCAGUUGGAGAGUUAAAGAAACAGAACGGAUGAUUGCAAUUUGCACAGAGCUCAGGAAGCUCGGAGCAAAUGUUGAAGAGGGACCAGACUACUGUUUGAUCACUCCACCUGAGAAACUGAACAUCACAGAGAUUGACACUUAUGAUGAUCACAGAAUGGCCAUGGCGUUCUCCCUUGCUGCCUGCGGGGAUGUUCCAGUCACAAUCAAGGACCCUGGUUGCACAAGAAAAACUUUUCCAGACUACUUUGAGGUCCUUGAGAGGUUCACUAAGCAUUGAGCCACACUUCAACAGUCACAAUUAAUAAUAGAGAGAUAGGUUUACCAGCAGUGUCACUGCAACUAUGAUGAAGCAACCUAUAUGUAAUAAUUUUCCCCACCUGAUUGCCCAUUGUAAUCUUUGAUAAUUUAUGCGAGGUGAUGUUUGUUAGUGUCCCA
Molecule: messenger RNA, 1936 nt
Organism: Manihot esculenta (cassava)
Lineage: Eukaryota; Viridiplantae; Streptophyta; Magnoliopsida; Malpighiales; Euphorbiaceae
Product: 3-phosphoshikimate 1-carboxyvinyltransferase 2
Exons: 8
Coding region: 210-1778 (522 amino acids)
Biological process (GO): chorismate biosynthetic process; aromatic amino acid biosynthetic process
Molecular function (GO): 3-phosphoshikimate 1-carboxyvinyltransferase activity
Source: RefSeq, a predicted model, not a curated record